Messenger RNA from Prunus mume (Japanese apricot), 1290 nucleotides. Its product is annotated as peroxidase 31. The record is from RefSeq and is a predicted model, not a curated record. NCBI's taxonomy places the organism in Eukaryota, Viridiplantae, Streptophyta, Magnoliopsida, Rosales, Rosaceae. Gene Ontology annotation, biological process: response to oxidative stress; hydrogen peroxide catabolic process. Gene Ontology annotation, molecular function: heme binding; peroxidase activity.
UAGAUAGAAUGCCGCGUGUUCCCCCCGCCCCUCCCUCUCUACCGUAAAACCCUCUCAUCUAUCAUGCCCUCUUUCGCUCUCUCACUCUCUCUUCCUCUGUCUGUCUUCUGUCUGUCUUCCUUCUUCAAGCUCAUUUUGUUUCUCUGAGCUGAAGCAGUUGCAGAAGCAGCAGCAGCAGCAAAGCACGCAAACAGCACCAUGGUAGCGUUCCUCAUUGUCUUCCUCACAUCUCUGCUAACUCUCACCACUCUCCCCGCCGCAGAGUCGAGACUGUACAGCAACUACUACCAAAAAUCGUGCCCGAGAUUCAACCAAAUCGUCCAAGACACCGUCACCAACAAGCAGAUCACCAGCCCCACUACCGCCGCCGCCACCCUCCGCCUCUUCUUCCACGACUGCCUCCACAACGGCUGCGACGCCUCCAUCCUCGUCUCCUCCACCCCCUUCAACAAGGCCGAGCGCGACGCCGACAUCAAUCUCUCCCUCCCCGGCGACGCCUUCGACGUCGUCGUUCGCGCCAAGACUGCCCUCGAGCUAGCCUGCCCCAACACCGUCUCCUGCGCCGACAUCCUCGCCGUCGCCACCCGCGACCUCGUCACCAUGAUGGGCGGGCCCUAUAAAACGGGCACCCUCCCGAGGCCAGCCAUGCCGGUGUCUCAGCUCAUCCAGGUGUUCGGGUCCAGGGGCUUUUCCGUCCAGGAAAUGGUUGCCCUCAGUGGGGCCCACACCAUCGGGUUCGCCCACUGCAGCGAGUUCAGCUCCGCGAUCUACAACUACAGCAAGUCGGAGCAGUACGACCCGCAGUACAACCCGAGAUUCGCUGCCGGGUUGCAGCAGGCCUGCGCCGAUUACCACAAGAACCCGACGAUGUCGGUGUUCAACGACGUCAUGACCCCCAACAAAUUCGACAAUGUCUACUUCCAGAACUUGCCCAAGGGUUUGGGGCUUUUGAAGUCGGAUCACGCCUUGUUCAAUGACCCGAGAACCCGGCCUUUCGUGGAGCUCUACGCCAAGGACCAGAACUCCUUCUUUCAGGCGUUUGCGAGGGCGAUGGAGAAGCUCGGCGUGCACGGGAUCCAGACCGGGAGGCGAGGAGAGAUUAGGCACAGAUGCGAUGAGUUCAAUUAACUAGUUAAUAUUCGAUUUAUUCAAAAUAAUUAUAAUAUAAAAAAAGGGCUUUUGUUUUAAUUUUCAUUGUUGUCUAAGUGCAUUUGCAUAAGCAUUCGUGGUGAGAUUUGUGAGAGGACCUGCUGAUACUAUGUAUACAUACAUGUUUAAUUUUUGUAUUAA